Molecule: messenger RNA, 3066 nt
Organism: Epinephelus moara (kelp grouper)
Lineage: Eukaryota; Metazoa; Chordata; Actinopteri; Perciformes; Serranidae
Exons: 2
Coding region: 338-2131 (597 amino acids)
Molecular function (GO): DNA binding
Source: RefSeq, a predicted model, not a curated record
CCAGGAAGUAACGUUCGCUACACCCUCAAAACAAAAGCGUACAACGCAGUUUUUCGCCAAAUUAUGUCACAUUUUACAAAAUUGCUCCGUAAAUUACGUUGUAACACGAGAGACUUUGUAUGUGUCGACAGUCCGCGGUCCGGUUAAAGUUUACCACCGACAUAAUUUGUACUUUAUUCUUUCGCUUGAGCCACUUUGCUAACGUUUGUAGCAGGCUGAGGAGUUAGCAUAAACAGCUAAUGUUGCUGUAACUUCAUGUGGAUAAGGGUUCACAGCAAGACUGAGCCAAAGGCGACUUUGAAUGUAAAAGUGGACGAGUGUUCAUACACAGAGGACGAUGCCUCGCCUGCAGUCUGGUGUUUGGAAGCACUUCACCCCAGCUAUCAAAGAUGGUAGGGAAACCUUCAUGUGCAACUACUGUUUAAAGACAUACACAAAGAAUGCUACCAAGAUGCAGAUGCAUUUGGACAAAUGCAAGGAGUACUCUGUGGUUUCGCAGCAGUCACCAGGCCGAGAUGGGAGCUCCUCUGCCUCCAUUCCUGUUCCCUCCCUCUCUUUCUUACCAUCUGCUUCUCCAGGGGGACAGUUCCUCAUUGAUUCGGUGGAUCAGCGCAGCCAGGCAUUUGCCGACGAGUGCCUAGCAAGAGCUGUGUACGCCACUUCGUCGCCCUUAACUCUCGCAGACAAUAUUUAUUGGAAAAGAUUUUUCAGCGUGCUCAGGCCUGCUUACUGUCUGCCCACCAGAGAGGCCUUGUCCUCUCAUCUACUGGACUGCGAGUAUGACAGAGUGCAAAGCCAGGUUCAUGAGGCCAUUGGAAAAGCAGACUGUGUCACCAUCAUCUGCAGUGGCUGGUCUAAUGUUAAAGAAACUGGAACUAUCCUUUUUUCUGUCGCAACUCCUGUACCGUUUUUCUACAAAUGUACAAUGGUAAAGGAGCAGACACACACAAGCACUUAUAUUGCUGAGGAGCUGAAAGAUGUUAUAAAUGAAGUGGGACCACAAAAAGUGUUUGCUGUUGUCACUGACGACGCCCCAGAAAUGAUGGCGGCUUGGACUCAAGUAGAAAAGGCAUUCCCACACAUAUCAGCUAUUGGCUGCACAUCGUGUGGAGUCCAACAGCUCUUCGAUGACAUAGUUUCAACGCCAUCUAUGAGGGCUGUGUGCAGGAGAGCUGAGCAGGUGGUGAGAUAUGUCACAGAGCAAAAAAUCUUAGCAGAGACCUUUAAAUGCUGGCAGACAACAAAGAUAAGAAACCACACCGCUAGUGGGACGACAUUGACACUGCCUGUUAACUCUGACUGGACUGGUGUGGUUAACAUGUUCAACAGCCUCCUGGAGGGUCAGAACACGCUACAAAAGAUGGCUGCUUCACCCACACUUAACAUUGAAACAUCUAUCAGGGUCAGGAUACAAGAUGCUUCAUUUUGGAAAGAGUUAAGCAGCAGUCGAAACCUGCUCUACUUGAUUGGGAAUUACAUUGAUUACAUGAAGAGAGAAGACGCUGUGUUAUCCGGUGUUGUUGACAUGUUCAGUCAGUUAAGACACCACAUCGGAGCUAUGCUGUCCAGGUCUGUGCUGCACAGUGCUGAACAGAAAGCCGUCAUGGCGUCAUUAGACAGGUGUCAGGAGUUUUGCGUAAAGCCCAUCCACGCAGCAGCGUAUAUGCUGGAUCCACAGCAUGUCGGACAGCAGACACUCUCCGGGGAGCAGAUAAACAGCGCUUACUAUGUGAUUUCCAACCUGUCACACCAUCUAAAUCUUGAUGAGGGUAAAGUGCUUGGCAGCUUCGCCAGAUUCUCAGCCAAGCAGGGAUUAUGGAAGGGUGCCGGGAUAUGGAGCUCAUGCCAGCACGUGUCAGCAUCCACCUGGUGGAAAGGGCUGUGUUCCUCUGAGCCGCUGUCCGCUGUGGCCUUUGCUAUACUUCAGAUCCCACCGACAACAGGUGCCUGUGAGCGCCUGCGGUCACGCUUUUGCAGUACAAAGGUGCAAGGUUCUCUCUCAGCUGACAGGGUGCAAAAACUGGUGGCAGUACAGACCAAUCUCAACCUUAUAGAGCCAAGUGAUUGCGACUAUGCUCAGCUGGAGAGUGAGGAAGAGAAGAAAGUAUCAUUUCAAUCUGAGACUCAAUAGUAAGACAAAAUGAGAUAUCUGAAGCCAUGUAGGGCAGACAGCAUGAACUGUGAUUCUCAUUCCUUGUGAAGGAAAUAUAUUUAGAAAUAGCCUUACAAGUCAAUAAAAUACAGACAAAUAAAUUCGGUUUGUCAGAUUAAAUGUAAAUUUCCUCUGAGAUGUCUGAACUUGCACUGUGCUCUUAUUCCUCUCUUCACUCCAAGGUCUUGUAAAAUAAAAAUGAAAUGCAUAAUGAGUGACAGAAUCUGAUGCCUUAUUGUGCUUUAAUCAUAUACAAUACAAUAGUUAUUUUGCACUUCCUCUUCAGUUACUGUUUCAACUUAAUAAGCACAAUAUGAAAUAUUAACAGACUAACAAGAGCUCUUAUCUUCUCUUUUAGAGUAUGUUGCUAAUAAAUUCAGUUUCAGUUUAUUUUAUUUAAGAAGCGACCGUGAAAAAUAAUUAAUGCUGCCGAUACAAAAAUGCCAGAAUUACGGUAGCCAAGAGGCUUUUUUUUUAUCUGUAGUCCCUUGGCCAAGAUGUAUCAUAAGGCUACUUAAAAUACAACAAAGCAAAAAAACACAAACAAAAAGACAGGGCAUACAGUUUGAACACGUCUUUAAAUACAUCAGCAAGAGAAAGAAAGAAAGAAAGAAAGAAAGAAAGAAAGAAAGAAAAAAAAAGACAGUACAUGCAAUCUAAAGACUGGAAAAAGGUUGCACAAUGUUUUAAAGCAGUAGAGGCAGUAGUGACAUGCGCAGAUAUAACAACAUUGCAAAAAUAGCAGGACAUAUAAAUAGCAGCAGAAAAGACUUCAGUGCUCACACAUGUAUGUAUUAAUCAUCCAUUGUUUUAAUUGGUUACUGAAAGAUUUAUAAGUGUGUAGUUAAUGUAAUAAUUCGGGGAAAUAUGUUUCUUCACUUUCUUGUUUGUACAGAUUGAACAAAUGAGAAAUA